AUGGCCAAACAAUCAAAUUAUGUAAUUAUAGACACCGACUGCGGUAUUGACGACGCGUUGGCUCUAAUGGUGGCAUUUGAUUGCCAUAAACGGAGAUUAAUUGAAAUCCUGGGCAUAACAUGUGUGUACGGAAAUGUUAUGGUCGACAAAGUGGUCAGAAAUGUAUUGUUAACGCAACGGCUCUUUAAUCUUAAAAAAGACAUCAAAGUAUACAAAGGAUGCGGUAAUCCAUUGAUGACAAAACUAGGCUUUGAAGACGGUUUUAUGGGCGCCGACGGACUCGGAAACAGUACCGAAACGAUGGCUCCGAUAGACGUUAAACACGAGAGCGAAGACGCGGCGCACGCUUUGGUCAGAUUAGCCAAACAAUACCCAAAACAGAUCAAACUGCUAACUCUGGGUCCGGUCACUAACAUAGCGCUCGCCCAUCACAUCGACCCACAGUUUUUUGAUAAUUUGGGUCAAGUGGUGUCAAUGGGCGGACUACUGGACACGAUGGGCAAUGUCGGCCCCACCACUGAAUUUAAUUAUUUCAACGAUCCCGAAGCGGUGCAAGUAUUACUGGCCAAUAGUCAGUGUCCCUUAAUUAUUGUGCCCUGGGAUACAUGCCUUAAGCUCAGAAUGCCAUGGAAUAUAUUUGACGAGAUAAUAAACUCUGGUAAAGACCGGGGACAUUUUAUACACAAAAUCUACGAAAAUCAAACACAUCAUAAAGUAUUUGGCCGGUCCAGUGAUGGUGUAGUUCUAUGCGAUAUAACUGUUGUAAUCGCCGCUCUCUUCCCGGAGUUGGUGUCGUUGAGUAGUGACUAUCCGGUGGCCAUUGAAUUGACUGGACAUCUGACGAGAGGACAGUUAGUGGUCGAUAGGACGGGACGGACGCAACGGAAACGGUUUACUGGUCACCGAAACGCUCAGUUUAUGACCGACAUGAAUGUGCCCCAUGUUAUUGAAUUGCUUAAGCAAAUGGUUCACAAUUGA
Molecule: messenger RNA, 978 nt
Organism: Medioppia subpectinata
Lineage: Eukaryota; Metazoa; Arthropoda; Arachnida; Sarcoptiformes; Oppiidae
Source: the annotation of a GenBank genome assembly